CUGGCUGCGCCUUGGUGCUGAGCGGAGCGCUCACCUGCAGAUGAGAGAGCCGGGGAAACUCGGGGCAGCACACUCACUAAGCGCGCAGAGGGACGUAACUAACAGUCUGACCGAGAAAGGGGGAAUAAUUUUUGGAAAAGAAAAAUACGAACCGACCCUCUUUCUGGUUCUUUUGUCCGGGCAGCAUUGAGUCGCUUCCUCGCCACGAUGAGAACUGACUUCGCUCUGGUCCUGACAGCAGCCCUUCUGCUUGACACAUUCUGGAGGAAUAAUGGGGUGCACGCUUCCAAAGGUCCCUGCCAACCUGGCUUCUCACAAAGCUUCUACUCUGUGCUGAUUUCAAGGGAUGUACUGCAAGGUCAGGGCAUACUUAAAGAUACUACUGUCUCAUCCCAGAAAGUGAAGUUUGAUGACUGCAUGGGAAAUGAAGGUGUGGUCUUCCAGAGCAGCAACCCCCUCUUUGGCGUGCGGACAGAUGGAUCCAUCUUUGCCCAACGAGAGGGAGCCAACCUGGAUGAACCUGUCCAAUUGAAACUGACAGCAAGUGGUCCGCACACUCAUGUCUGGGAGACUAUGGUGCAGUUGGCACUGAUUGACCUACCAUCAUCCCAACAAACUGAAAAUGAGGUCACAGAGAAUGAAAAGAAAGUUGCUGGGAGAAAAGAGAAGAAGGAGGUGGUACAAACACCACCUCCUGUCAUCACGUUCCCAAGGUCCGGUCGCAACAUCACCAAGGGUCUACGAAGACAGAAGAGGGACUGGGUAAUCCCACCAAUCAAUGUGGCUGAAAAUUCUCGAGGACCGUUCCCUCAGAUGCUUGUCAGCAUUCGUUCCGACCAGGACCAGGACAUCUCAAUCCGGUACAGCAUCACUGGGGUGGGAGCAGAUCAACCACCAAAUGAAGUAUUCAGUAUCGACCCUGUGCUUGGAAAGAUGUUUGUCACCAAACCUCUUGAUCGAGAACAUCGCUCUUCAUAUCACCUGCGAGCCCAUGCUGUGGACAUGAACGGCAACCAGGUUGAGAACCCUAUCGAUCUGUACAUCUUUGUCAUCGAUAUGAAUGACAACAGACCCGAGUUCAAAAACCAGGUCUACAAUGGCUCUGUGGAUGAAGGCUCGAAACCAGGAACAUAUGUGAUGCAUCUGUCAGCAUUUGAUGCAGAUGACAACACCACAGCUAAUGGAAUGGUGCGCUACCGGAUCCUGUCCCAGACACCGCACAGUCCGAUCCCUAACAUGUUUACCAUCAACAGCGAGACCGGAGACAUUGUGACAGUGGCGCCUGGUCUUGAUCGAGAGAAAGUGUCCCAGUAUACCAUUAUCGUGCAGGCCACGGACAUGGAGGGCAACCUGAACUUUGGCCUUUCCAACACAGCCACUGCCAUCAUCACUGUCACGGACAUCAAUGACAACCCUCCCAUGCUGACCUCCAGAACUUUUUCUGGAGAGGUCCCCGAGAACCGUGUAGAUGUCGUUGUGGCUAACCUGACGGUUAUAGAUGCUGAUCAACCGCACUCCCCUAAUUGGAAUGCCAUCUACAGGAUCAUCAGCGGAGACCCAUCUGGGCAUUUUACCAUCCGCACUGACCCGAUUUCAAAUGAUGGCAUGGUCACCGUGGUGAAGCCGGUAGACUUUGAGAUGAACCGUGCCUUCAUGCUGACGGUAGUGGUGUCCAACCAGGCCCACCUAGCCACUGGCAUCCAGUCCUCACUCCAGUCCACGGCUGGGGUCACCAUAUCUGUGCAGGAUGUAAACGAACCUCCUUACUUCCCCACAAACCCAAAACACAUCCGCUUUGAGGAAGGUGUCCCUGCUGGCACCAGCCUGACGACCUUCUCGGCGUCAGAUCCCGACCGACUUCAGAUGCAGCAGAUAAUCAGGUAUUCAAAGCUGAACGACCCAGCAGACUGGCUGUCCAUCAAUAGAAGCAACGGUCAGAUAGUAACCACAGCAAUGCUCGACCGGGAGUCUGUCUAUGUAAAAAACAACAUAUAUGAAGCCACAUUUCUCGCAACAGACAAUGGCUCUCCUGCAGCCAGCGGCACAGGCACGCUGCAGAUCUAUCUGAUAGAUAUUAAUGACAACCCCCCAGCACUCAUACCCAAAGAGUCUCAGAUCUGUGAAAGGACGUACAGGAGCAUCAACGGUGUCAACAUCACUGCCGCUGACGCCGACACAGACCCCAACGCUGGACCUUUUGUCUUCGAGUUGCCCACGUUUCCCACCACCAUCCGCCGUAACUGGACAAUUUCUAGGCUCAGCGGUGAUUUUGCCCGUUUGAGUCUGCGGUAUCAAAUAUAUUUAGAGCCUGGAGUGUAUGAAGUCCCUGUAAUCGUGUCAGACUCGGGGAACCCUCCAUUGUCCAACAGGUCAGUCAUCAAAGUUAAGGUGUGUCCCUGCGAUGAAAACGGAGAUUGCACCACCCUCGGGGCCGUGGCAGCUGCUGGCCUAGGAACUGGAGCCAUCAUCUCCAUCCUCAUCUGCAUUAUCAUACUACUCAGCAUGGUGCUGUUGUUUGUGGUGUGGAUCAAGCGCAGAGAGAAGGAGAGGCAGACAAAGCAACUGCUCAUUGACCCUGAAGAUGAUGUCAGGGACAACAUCCUCAAGUAUGAUGAAGAGGGAGGAGGAGAAGAGGACCAGGACUAUGACUUAAGCCAGCUGCAGCAGCCCGACUCCUUGGAGCACAUCAUCAGCAAGCCGCCUGGUGUCCGCAGGGUGGAUGAGCGUCCGAUCAUCCCAGAGUCCCAGUAUCCAAUCAGACCUGUUGUUCCCCACCCCGGAGACAUCGGAGACUUCAUCCAUGAGGGACUGAGAGCAGCAGACAACGAUCCUACUGCUCCUCCAUACGACUCCUUGCUGGUGUUUGACUACGAGGGUAGCGGCUCCACCGCUGGCUCUGUCAGCUCCCUCAACUCCUCCAGCACAGGAGACCAGGACUAUGACUACCUCAAUGACUGGGGCCCCCGAUUUAAGAAGCUGGCUGACAUGUACGGAGGAGGGGAUGAUGAUUAAAUUUGCCCAGUCGCACGCGUACACACACACACACACACGCAAACACACAUCCUUGUCCCGUCAGCUGGCCUGCCAUGCUCUGACCCCUAAAACAAGGGGCUAUUACAUCCUUAUUGAACACAAGAUAACAAGGACAUGUUCACACUGACCAACGGACUGACCAACCAACCAAUCAAAUUGCCCACCACAGAGGACCAGCGCCAUGAGUCAGUUUCGGGUGCUCUUCUCAACCGUCUCCUGCUCUAAGCCUGUCUGUGACUGAAAUGGAAGCUCUGAUUUUUCAGACUUCUCAUUAAUUUUCAAAGUGUUGUGCUUUUGUUCCAUUUAAAUGUUAUAUGCUAGAUUUAGGUUUAAGUUCCUCUUGUCAGAUUUUCAUUGUUUUUUACCUAUGUUUGUGUAGCCUUUUAUUUUUAUUUAUUUUUUUAUAUCCUCACCCCUCUUCGAUUCAAGCUGUUCCCUAUUCCCGAGGGUCAUCGCUUUUCCCUCGCUGUCAGCCCCCGCCCGACUCUCUGAAGAAGCUUUAGGUUGAGCUGCUUGCUUUGUCUGAGGCAAACAAAGGAUAAGAAAAGGAGAACAAGAACAUCGAUAUGAAAGUCCUUCCUGCACGAAGGGCCUCAGUUUAUUCUUUCUUGAACUUGAAUUACUUAGAACAGAAGCACUGUUGUUUAAAAAAGUGCCUUCAGUGGUGCGUAUUUUAGCUGACUCCCGCUAACUCAGGAUUGGUUGCCAUUCUCUGGACUUACACGCCCCCAUAUGACCCCCUGACCCUUUAAUUCACACCUCCCUUGUCAUUUCUCCCGUCGUGCAGGGCUGUGGUAGCUGCGGGAGAUCUCAGUACUGGUUUCAGAGGAGUGGUGACUGGCCAACGAGGGCGCUUUAUGCUAGACGUACUGUACAUAGGCCUACAGUGUGUCUGUAACUUAUGGACAAAUCAUUAACUUUUCAAGUCAGGCAUAUCUGUGCUCCUAGAUCACAGCCAACUUGAAUGUGAUGAAUUAAAUCACAAAAAUACAUAACAGGACUGUCUUAGAGAAGAAAUGCAUUAUGUGUCUUUGUUUAUCGUGGCUUCAAUAGCAGCUGUGUUUGUUUUGAGCUCCCUGCGUUUGCAGCGAAAACUCAAUACGGCUUGUUACUAAAUUUGAAGUGUGACAAGUCACACGUGUUACCUCUGUAAUGUUUAACUAUGUAUGUACAGGUGAGGGUUAUUUAGGAAAAUGAAGGUAUUUAACAUGAUUCUGCCUUUAAGAUAACUUAAAGUCUGCGUGUUUAUGUGCAUCCAAAUCCCAAAUGGUUGAUUCUUUUCAUCUGGACGUAGCGUUUUCAGCGGGAGAAACGUUUCGUCACUUAGAUGCAAGAUAUUUGCGUCUAAAGGUAAUAACAUGGCACCAGUUAUCAUGCAGUAAAAGCGCCACAGAAACUAUAUUAAAUGUACAUUUAUGAAGAAACUACCAGAUAACUUUAAAUAGCUCUGAUAGCAUUACUUACAGAACAGUUAUCUUGUCCAGGCCCCAUUCUGAGUCCCUCUGUCUCCCUUUUUUUCAUUAUCCGUCUGUUGACUCACUGUUGUUUCUCAACAAACUUUUAAUAUACAAACUCUGGUGCUGGUCCCUGUCAGAGAAACUGUGGGAAUUGAGCCUCAGCCAGGGACUUAGUGCCUUCACAAUCUGUCUCUUUUCAGGCAGCGUUUCAUUCAUCUGAAAUUUUCUCCUAAAAUUUUUGGCUUUGAGUUCAAGAGGUUUUUAAAAAGAAGUUAGUAGAAUGGAAAGUAUAAGAAAUUCUGCACUUUAUCAAAGCAGAAAAAGCUAAACUAAAGCUUCAGUAAUAACGUUUUUCUAUGAGACAGACAUUUUGAAAGGCAGUUUUUGUUGUGACUUAAUGAAAAAGCAGCGCUACCCGUGGGUUUUUGUAAUCAUAUUUCAGGGCAGUGUAAAGAGAACUGGGGGGGAAAAAAAGAGCUUUAGUCUCUGUUUUAUGUUAUUUAAAUACCCAAAACAUUUCACAGAGGGACCAGACGCUGGCUACAGAUAGAAAGGUUUAAUCGUUCCUUAUCUUCCUAGUGCAAAUUAAAACGCUUCUCAGUGGUGGCUCGUUUGAGCUCCAUGUGAACUGACCAGAUCGUCUAUAAAUAAUGAUUAUAAUGACUGCUUCGUGGAAAUAUCAGUAGCAGUCACAUUCACAUGAUAUGACAAGAAGGAUCCGGGACUCUUACUCUUUUUUCCCUCCUUCUUGCUGCUGCUUUUCAGUUGUUCUUCACCUGGUCGGUUUAAACAGAUUAAAAAUACAGUAUAAGUAUAAACGUGAAAAGUGAUGACAUGGAAAAAGUAAGUAUGCUCUCAGAGUGGAUGUACGGAAGUUGACUUGUGAUGAGAUAAAUGUAUUUUUUAUGCAAAUUGAAGAGAAGUUAAAAUGUUCAUUUUCAACUAUGAACAGGGAAAGCAGCAUCUAUAAGUGUAAUUAAUAAGGCGAACAGGGUAACAAUCUCUUAAAAUUAGGUAGUUGUAGGUCAAACCUUGCAUUGUAAAGCCAGAAAGUGGCGAUGUUCAGCGCAGCUCUCAGCUCAGACAUGAGAAACAGAGUGGUUCCCCCAGCUUACAGCUGGAUAAGCUCUUAUCUAUCCGACUGCUCCUCAGCCUCCAGAAUAUCUACACAAAAUAAACACAGCUGUUACUUUCUGCUAUUUGUGAUUAUUUCUGACAUAAGUGUUGUAUAUACGGAACAUUUUUAUACAUUAGAUGACAUGAUUUACCUGUUUCCGUGCAGUCUUUGCAUUUCCUUUCACCGUAGUUUUGUUUAAAACAAAUACCUGGCAAACUAUAUUUCACAAAAAGCCAUGUGCAUUUAAAAGAAUCUGUAGGAUUCUGUAAGAGCUUACAGCCAUACUCGUGUCGCUGUUCAACUUUUGCUUCAUUUUUAGCAAAAAGGCUCCACUUAAAACCAACUUGUACAGUCUAUACUAGCACACACUCACUCCUCUAGGCCUUACUGUAUAUAUGUGAGUGUUCUAUAAUAUAUGAGCCCGUUCAGCGUUGUUUUAAUCCAGCAGUAAAGCUGCGACUUUGCUGAUGGCCAUCCAGUGUUUGUAGAAUAAAGACAUGCUUCACAUACUACUCGUACUUUCUUAUUGGACAUUCAGACCAGAUUCAGGGCCAGACGGAACACGAGGCCCCACUUUAGACAACCUAACUGACCUUUAGAACCGCGUUGGUUAGAUAACGCAAUGACAUAACAAUACUGAAUGUUAAUGACUCACAGUUACACAGCAGCAAAUAUAUCAGUGGAUUGCAUCAGACUUGGCUCCCCAUUAAAAUGCCGUUUAUUUGGGGAAAUAACGGGGCUUUGGCCAUUAAUUGUUACCUGGUCCACUUGUCUUGUCCCUCUAUUAAAUGGAGAGAAAACGUUAACAAACAAGAUUGAAGGAAGAAAGAAGUAUUGCACUGCUGUAGUCCGACCCUGAUUUCUGUUUUGGUUAAGGGACAUUUAAUCUCACUCUGGACACUGCCUGACCAUGGACACAUGUGUGACGGGACGCUCCGACAGAAGCCAAACUAUUGUCCUGCAAAGGCUAGAAACACAAAGAUGAGCAGUGUUUCAUAAGAGUUAUCCUAAUGCUAUUCAAGUCCAAGUGUACAUAAUGUAGUAUUUGCUUGAAGCUAAAGAGACAAAGUUAGCCAAACUGUAACUGUACAAUUGGAGCUUUUUGCAUGUGUCUUUUUUAUAAUGGACAGAUGAGUUCUAUUACAGUAACAUACUACAUUUCAAAAAGUGUUGCAGCCCGCAUGACAGGCGCUGCAGUCCAGAAGGCAUUCUGGUGUACCAUAGUCACAUUGUUUCAAAUGGAGGAGAUUAAAGAAAAAAACUUUAAAAAAAAAUUGCACAGUUAUUGAGUCAAAAGACUUCUUUUGUAAAUUGUCAACAGCACAAAUAUUUUGUAUUGUUGUUUGUACCAUUUUGUAAAAAAAAAUGAAGAAAAAAAACAACAACCAAAAAAAAAAACCAAAAGGGAACGAGUCUGUUGUUUCAAGCGUGUGUUUAUAGUGCCACUGCAAUCUUGGUUUCCAAAUACCGUACAGUACAUGCGCAGCCUUGCAGAUCAACCUUGUAAUAUAGACGCUGAGCUGGAGAUUCCCUGUCAGCACCAUGUGUUAUAAAUAAAAUUUCCCCUCC
Neolamprologus brichardi is the source of this 7176-nucleotide messenger RNA. RefSeq names its product cadherin-4-like. NCBI's taxonomy places the organism in Eukaryota, Metazoa, Chordata, Actinopteri, Cichliformes, Cichlidae. Gene Ontology annotation, cellular component: catenin complex; plasma membrane; adherens junction. Gene Ontology annotation, molecular function: beta-catenin binding; cadherin binding; calcium ion binding. Gene Ontology annotation, biological process: homophilic cell-cell adhesion; cell migration; cell-cell adhesion mediated by cadherin. The record is from RefSeq and is a predicted model, not a curated record.